AAGUAGAAUAAAAAUGUUGGCAUUUAAUUUGUUUGCGAUUUUGGUGCUAUUUCAGCCUGUAAUAUCAAUCGAUGUAACGCAGGAGGAAGGACAGAGUAAUUUGUUUGGAAUUGGUAAGAUUGGUGAUGGGAAGAAGUACUGUGAUGUUAUGUUAUUGUUUUGUUUUUUAACCAAUGAAAGAUUGCUAAUAAAAUACUUUACAGCAAUAGUACACGAAAAGACACAACCGCACAUUCCUACAAUGGUAGGUAAUGUAAUGAAGAAAGUGAUGGCUAAUGCAAAUGGAAUAUCGAUAAAAGAAUACUACAUUCAAUACGAUCAUGAAUUUGCACCGUUUGGUGAAGACGAACAGUUCUGUGCAGCCAUGUUUGAGGGAGUUUCAGUUCUGCUGGAUACGACUUGGAUUGAUUCGAGAUACCUAGCCAGUGCGGCAGAAGAGUUUGGCAUUCCCUACUUCCACAUUGACCUGUCCGUGCAAACGUAUGUGAAACUGCUGGAAAGCUUUCUAUUGGCGCGUGGUGGCAACGAUGUAGUGUACAUCCUGCCAAACUACCAGGAUGCAGAUGCCACGAUUUAUCUGCUCAUAACAGAUUCAUAUCUUCGGGCCAUCGUCUUUGGCGAACUGGACGGUGAUACGGUAGACAGAAUAAAGGACCUUCGACCGUAUCCAUCCUUUUACGCCGUGAUAGCAGGAACGAUGGAAAUGAACACCAUACUUCAAAAAGCCAUUGACGGUGGGCUGGUGCGUAAGCCGGAGAAGUGGAACUUGCUGUUCACCGAUCUGCAGACAGACAAGUAUACCCUUGGGGAUGAUUUCCCACAAAUGAAUCGUUUGGUUCUGGACAGCAACACGUGUUGUAUCCUUUUGCAACAGCGCUUUCCCUGCAUCUGUCCUGACCCGUUCGAUCCGAUGGAUGCACAUUUACAGAAUGUGCUGGAGCGAAUUGUGCAAUGGUUUAUCAAAGAUCCGAUUCCUCUGGUACGCGCAUCUAACUGUACGCCGGAGUCACAGCAGCAAGAGCUGUUGGAGCAUGCGAUCGCAGCGCAGACGAAACUAAUGAACGAGAUCGCCGCGAUGGCAGAAUUUUGGAUCACACCCGAGAGCGGUAUGUUACGUCCCAAUCUUAAUCUCUCGAUAAUCAGCCAACCCACAAAUCAAAACACUACUAGUGCAGCAGCACAGCCGCCGCCAGCUACCACAAUCGGAAAUGUGGCAAAAGGUCAGAUAGUGCUGGUUAAAAACGAAUCGCUUCAACCUAGCAAACGGUUUUUUCGCGUCGGAACAACCGAAUCUAUACCGUGGGCAUAUCGCAAACGUGAUCCAAAUGGAAAUAUCCUGCGCAAUUCGACCACUGGCGAGCCGAUCUGGGAAGGGUACUGUAUCGAUUUCCUGCAUCAGCUGUCGGUUGUUAUGAACUUUGACUACGAUCUCGUUUCGCCACGGAACGGUACCUUCGGGCUGCGUGAUGCGGACGGCAAAUGGGAUGGCCUUGUCGGCGAUUUAGUUGUGGGUGAGAUCGAUUUUGCUAUCGCCUCGCUCAAAAUGACGGCCGAACGGGAGGAAGUGGUAGACUUUGUAGCGCCAUACUUCGAGCAAACGGGCAUCCUGAUAGCAAUGCGCAAGCCGGUUCGCGAAACGUCGCUGUUCAAGUUUAUGACCGUGCUGCGACUAGAGGUUUGGCUGAGUAUCUUGCUAGCGAUCGUUGCAACCGCUGUCAUGCUGUGGCUUUUGGAUAAGUUUUCACCAUACAGCGCGAAAAACAACAAGGACGCGUAUCCCUAUGAGUGCAGAAAAUUCACACUGAAGGAAAGCUUCUGGUUUGCGUUGACCUCUUUCACCCCACAGGGUGGCGGGGAAGCACCGAAAGCCCUCUCGGGUAGAACGCUUGUGGCUGCAUACUGGCUAUUUGUGGUUCUAAUGCUGGCUACUUUCACAGCGAAUCUAGCCGCCUUUCUCACGGUCGAACGCAUGCAAACGCCUGUUCAAUCGCUGGAGCAGCUAUCACGGCAAAGCCGCAUCAAGUACACGGUCGUGAAGGAUUCCGAUACGCACGACUACUUCCGUAACAUGAAAAACGCAGAAGACGUGCUGUACCAAAUGUGGCGCAAUCUAACACUGUCCAGUGGGAACGAUCAGGCGCAGUAUCGCGUCUGGGACUAUCCGAUAAAAGAGCAGUACAUCAACAUCCUGUCCGCGAUCGAGUCUGCCAGCCCGGUAGCUACAGCAGCUGAAGGGUUCCGCCGUGUCAACGAGCGCCUCGAUGCUGACUUUGCAUUCAUACACGAUUCCGCCGAAAUAAGGUACGAAAUAUCGCGCAACUGCAAUUUCACAGAGGUCGGCGAGGUUUUUGCUGAGCAGCCGUACGGGAUCGCCGUACAGCAGGGCAGCCAUUUGCAGGACGAGUUAAGCUAUUUCAUACUUGAGCUGCAAAAGGAGCGCUACUUCGAGUCGCUCACGGCUAAAUUUUGGAACAACAGUGCCCGGUCCCAAUGUCCCAACACCGACGACAGUGAGGGUAUCACGCUGGAAAGUCUGGGGGGUGUGUUCAUAGCGACAUUGGUGGGAUUAGCGCUUGCAAUGAUCACACUGCUCGGUGAGGUAAUUUACUAUCGUCGUAAGGAGACCAGCCGAAACUUUAUUAAAGUAGCACCAUUCGGAAAUGCGGACAAACCCAUGGCGCGGGAUGGUAAGCGCAUUGCUCUGAAACAAAAAUCGAUCGCUGCGGUGAAACAUCUGCUCGAUUUGGACACGCCAGCUAAGGCGCUUCGCGGUGCGACGACGACAGUGAAAAUCAACACGAAAAAAGAGAAGCCAAUACCGAAGGAAAUUACGAUCGGCAAUAAGUUUGUAUCGGCGGCAGAAAAGCAACAAAAACUUUCCUACAUUGCCAUAAUGCCUAGGAAUGCUAUACAUUAGCUACAUGCAAGAUGGCCUCUAUAAAUGGAUGAAUAUUGCAAUGUUUACUUGAAAUAUUUUAAACUUUAAGUUACUCAUUAAUGAAAUUGAUGUAUGCUUUCUGGUUAGUGCAUUAAACACAAUUCUACAAAACGAAAGUAUUAAAAAAUGCUUUGUUUUCAAAAGAAUUAGAAAAAACACUCUGUUCACGAAGAAAUAAAGCAUAUUCAUUUUAAAAGGCAGACACUCCAAUGAACUCAAUGUUGUUCCAGCUAAUAUCAGAAAAGCCCAACAAUUGUUAUGAAACACUGCGGAGCGGCAACUAUUUUUAACACUGGUUCGCCAAACAAAUUGUAUCUAAGGGUGGGAAUGAACGAGCUGCUCAUUUAUUCUGACAACUGACCAGCUGCA
Messenger RNA from Anopheles arabiensis, 3307 nucleotides. RefSeq lists its product as uncharacterized. Gene Ontology annotation, molecular function: glutamate-gated receptor activity; transmitter-gated monoatomic ion channel activity involved in regulation of postsynaptic membrane potential. Gene Ontology annotation, cellular component: plasma membrane; postsynaptic membrane. NCBI's taxonomy places the organism in Eukaryota, Metazoa, Arthropoda, Insecta, Diptera, Culicidae. Bases 14 to 2917 code for a protein of 967 amino acids. The record is from RefSeq and is a predicted model, not a curated record. Gene Ontology annotation, biological process: synaptic transmission, glutamatergic; modulation of chemical synaptic transmission; monoatomic ion transport. The transcript has 3 exons.